AUGAUGGGAGAAAAACAAACAAAAGCAAAAAACAACACGUCCGCGAAGCGCCAGCGCGCGAGGGAAGCAGAAGCAGAGUACGGCGAUCUCAGGACCGAAGAGGAAGAGAGCCGGGGAAGCGGCGGUGGGGGGGAAGAAACGGCGACCGGGCACUGGUGUAGAAGCGAGUAGGGCGGCCGAGGCAGCACUUGUGGCGAACUAUGUACCCGGCUGAUGUUGUUGCGCCCUGUUUCCCUCCAUGCUGUAUGCUAUAGUCUACCCUUUAUGUAUGUCCUUUUUAUUGCCUUCGGCCUCCGUGUUGUGUUUCUUUUCUUCAUGACCUCCCUGCCUACUCUGCUGUGUUGGGUACCUUGAUCUCGCCUUGAUGUUGCCUUUGUUUUGUACGUCUGGCAUCUGCCGCCUCUUUGUCCUGUUUGCUCUGUUACUCCCAUGCCCUGGUGCGCAGUGCCUGGUGCUGGUACGUUACCCUUUGAUUUUUCCUUUUAAGCGGGUGUGGGAAGCGUCCUCCUGUCCUUCAUUUUAUUUAUUUAUUUGUCUCUUUUUUUAUAUCGGUUUCCGAGGGCUCUUUUCUCGAACGGUCGGUGCGAUACCUGUUCUUUUCUUUCUAUCAUUGGGGUGUUUGCGAACAUCGGAAUUCGAUUUGAUUUCGAUCUUUUUCAUCCACCCGAGCGCCGAAGACCGCGGGAUCUUUAGGAAUUUGAUAUUUCGCUUUUACGAAUUGCCCUCAAAGACCGCAGAAAAGAUCAAAUUCCAUCUUGCUUGCAUCUAUCUUUUUGGGANCCCGAGAUACUCCCGACGUUGUCCGGACACAUGCCGCACCAGCCCGUGAGGCUAGCUAUGCACCCACACCUCGGCCGUGAUACACACUACCAUGGCGAGCCAGCUACAGUACCGCAAGACAGUUAGACAGUCGUCACUGCACGCCAGACCCGGUGCAAUGCAAUUUGCCGAUAUGGUGCAUUUGCGCCCUUUGAACCGCAGCAUACCGUUCUACAUGCUC
Messenger RNA from Ectocarpus sp. CCAP 1310/34, 1000 nucleotides. Lineage: Eukaryota; Phaeophyceae; Ectocarpales; Ectocarpaceae. The record is from the annotation of a GenBank genome assembly.